AUGUCUAACACAGUAAAUGGAGGAAGUCACAGCUCCACUGAGUCUUUAAAUGGCGAGUGUAAACAUUCUAAACCGCGCUUUCGAGGAGAUUUUGUCUUUUGUUAUCGCUUCGUCAAAUAAUAUUAGCAGCUUAACUCUCGCUCAUGUCCGCUGUCUUUUCUUCUUUCGUACAGGGUCGUGGGUGAAAUUAGACGGUUCGUUUAGAAACGGCAAUGGAGCUCAACAUUCUCCAGUGAUUUCCGAGGACGGUGCUGUGGAAGAUCUACUUGCCGAAGCUGUCGAGGAGCAAUCGAAGCAAGGAUCAAGGUAACUGAUUACAAAGCGCUGGGAUGUGGUUUGAAAACUGAUUGUAUUUCUAAGCGGAUGUUGAUUUAAAGAAUACGUUUGUUCAUAACGAUAUGACUAACGUUUCUUUUUUUCAUUAAAAGUGGUGAGAAAAGUCCAUUUGGUUCACCGCGAGGCGAAGAAUGUGCACAAGGACUUCUAAGAACAGUGAGUAAACCGUUGUUUGUCGCAUACUAGAUUUUUCAUGUCGCGCGAUGUAAGCUUGGGCUUAAGCUUAUAUUUGAAAACGCUUUGCCGUAUAAAAGACCAAUUUAUUUACUCAAAGUCCUCACUAAAAUUGUUCUGUGAUUAAUGGAUUAAAGCUGUCUUUGACAGCAAUAUAAAUGUGUGGAAAGAGGGGAUAUUAGUUGCGUGUAUAAUGAUCCUCUGCAUUGUCGGCCUAUAAAAAGUAUGCACGAAAAUAUUACACGGUUAAUACUUGUAUGGCACUCAAGGCCUUCUGAUAUGAUCUCUCGUAAAUUAUCUUGGAGUAGUGUAUUCCGAUUUCGAUUGAUUGAACUGAGAAUUUUUUUUAAGGUUUUAAAAUUUCAUUGCAUGGGAUAGAAACGGGAUUGGCGGAGGGUCGGCGUGUGAACAGGGGUACAGUACAUCAAAAACCCGGUUCGUCAGCCACCCCAGCUUAGCUGAAAUUGUUACAUGGAAUCGGAGAAGGUGGACCAAAACUUUAGAAAUAUGUUUUACAGCCCUGCUAUAUCAUAAUGGCAGUAAAGAACUUGCAUGUCAUAUUUUGUUCAUGUGCUUGCUGUAUAUAUUGGGUCUACUUUGUUUAAAAGUCAAUAAAAUGAUUCAGUGGUGAAUUAUGGCAUUUUUUUUCUUCAAAGGCCCUUUGUUCAGUCACUCUUUUGAGUUAUGACCCAGUUUUGGAUAAAGCAGUUCCCUUAAGGUUAUUGAACCUUGACCCUUUGACUGAACAGUAAGAGCACAAAAAAAUAUGCAACUGUCACCAUGACCAAGUGUUACAUGUGAUAAAAAUUGGAGACCCCAGAUGGGUUUCUGAAAGCCUGAUUGGCUAAUCCAGGAAUAACACUUUUAUUAGUCACCAUUUUCACAUACAAUAGGCUAUGACAUCUUGUUUACCCUCCCCCCAAAAAAAAGAAAAACAAAAACAAUUGCAUAACCAUUAAUGUCUGAUUUCUCUGGGGAUAUAAACUGUAAGACUAGAACAAUGGUUAUGCAAAAUUUUGUGGGGUGAACAAGGUGCAUUAUGGCCUAUGUGAAAAUGGUGAAUGUGAGAUUGUAUUUGCAUUACUGUGCAUUAACACUUUUAAUAUUGUGUAGUGAACAACUGGAUCUUGGAGUUGAGGAUCAUCAAUAUUUUUAUUUCAGCUACGUGCCUGUUUGACCUAUAAAACAAGAUCAUUUGCUUAAAAUUUAGCUCAACCCUUGCGAUAAAAAUAACCAUCUUUUGAGGAACUGUUCCUUCACCUUCAAUGACUAGCUGGCAUGGAAUGUUCCCCUUUCAAGUCAGAGAGAUUAUUAGAAGCAUUACUUCAUUAUACCCUCUACAGGUGAACGCACAUUAACCCUUCCACAGGCAAUUGUCACUGGUCUGACUCUCCUAACAGUGCAUAAUAAUUUAUGCUAUUUGGCUUGUCAUGCAAAGUUGCUUCCAAAUGUUUAGGAAAAUCUUUCAGCACCUUGCAAUUCCUAACAUUUUUUAUCCUUAAAAUAUUAUUUUUAUAUGAUUAUAUUCCAGGCUGAUCAAGUUCUUCCUCAGGAGCAAAACACUGAUUGGAUCUGGGAGUGGUCCAGUCGAAUUGAGGUGCAACCUCAAAAGUAAGAACUUUAAAUUAUAUCUCAUUGUGCAUCUUCAGUUGAGAUACUAAGGGCACUUUCCAUUUACCAGAACUGACUGGCCAGUCUAUUCCUGCCAUAAUGGGAAUUUUACUUUUAAUCAAAACUAUCCAGCCAGAUCAGACAAAUCCUAAAUAGUAUGCACGAAGUGGAUGCAUGGUUUAUCAGCAAAAACACCUUGAAAAAGCCAAUUUCAUUUGCUAAUGGACUGGUCCGGCCAGCCAAUUCUGACAGAUGGAAAGCACCCUGAGAAAUACUGUAAGAUUAUUUGCCUCAGUUUCAGUUUCUUGCUUUUAAUAAUUUUAUUGUGUUUUAAUAGGAAGUCCGUAUAUUAUUACUUUAUAUUAAAAUAAUAAAUUAUUACUGACUACCGAUAAUAUUUUAAGUUAGAGAUGUCUUUAAAUAACCCGUAACACCUGUAACGGCUAAGCUCACACAAAAUUAUAAGUGAUCGAAAUGGAAAGUUAAAUAUGUCCACAUUACUAUCAUUAUUUUUUUUGUCAUAAUUUGUGAGAUGUUAUGGGUAAAUCUUCAGUUGCUACAGCUGCUUCAAGACGUAAUGACUGAGCCCCAAAAAUAAAAUUAAAUUGAUACUAAGGUUUAUUAGUUAUAAUGACUGCUUUUAUUUAAUCAUAAGGGUUUGAGAAAUGAUUGGUGUUAAUUAUUGAAAACUAAAUAGGGAGUGGAAGAUGCAACAUCCAAGAAAAAAAUCCAAACCGCGUGGCACCCCACUCAGCAUCAGAGGAACAAAGGUUAUGAAAAGGUACCAGUAAUUUUUACAAAACUAAGCAUUGCAGUAGUAACUAAACUUGUCUACUUAUUAAGCCGCACCCCAUCAGCCUACAGAACUGUUGAAAUUACUAUGGGAGAUCAGCACAGAAAGUAGAGUGCAUGAAAAAGAUUGAGUGAAUAAGACAACAAAUGAGGAUCAGAUGUGCUGACUUAUUUGGCUUGCUCUUACUACAAACUCUAAGUCAGUGGAUAAGAAAAUUAUUGUUAAAUGCUGUUAUUCUCUGCUGAAAGGUGGUUUUAUUCAGCUAAUACGUCUUUUGUCCAGUAAUGGGUACAGUUGUUCAAAAGGUGGAUAAUGUUCCCUAAUUAAUAUUGAAGAACAAGGCUAGAACAACCAGGGGAGUGAUUGAAUAUGAGUAUACAUGUGUAUGAAAUUUAACCAACAUACGCAUAAUUAUUUGCAUAGGUAAUACCAUGAUUUGUAGUGAUAUUUGGCAUAAGUACCACAAGUGAUAUUCCAAAAUUGUUAUGCGUAAUUUCGCAAUUUGAGACAAUUUUGAAAUAUCGAUCACGACUGGUAUUUUUGCCAAAUAUCACGUACAAAUCAUGCUAUUAUUUGUUUAUACUACUACCCACAAAGGUUUGUAAUUUUCACAUGUAGGUAUUUCAAAUUAAGCUGAAAUACCACUGCUCUAAGCCAAUCAAAUUACAGAAUUUUCUCAUGUCUAGUAGUAUAAAUAUUGUAAUUAUUGUAAUAUUAAUAAUUUUUAUGUGCAGCAUGAGAAAUUUAUUUAUUUGUAUUAUGUACCUAUUAAUUUUUUUGCAGCAGCACUGAGCUAAUGAACAUCAAUUUCUACAUUGUUGUACCUGCUCUUGUGGUAUCACAUCUCAUUGCAUUUGGAAUUGGGUAAGUUAUGUGUAACUUCAUUUUCUAUUCUGGUCAUGGCACAGUUAAGGCGGUAAUUGUCUGGCAAAUUUGUUGAUAGCCCACAAGUGGUAUUUUUGUAGCUCUCUUUGUAUAACUUAUAUAUGCCUACUUGGUCUAAAACAAUAGCUAUACUUGUAAAUUACACUUGUAAAAGAUUAAUCAACAUAAUUGAACCCAGCACAAAUCUCCUGAUUCCCUGUACAUCUACACUGUGCAUGUACACUGGUCACCAAAUCUCUCAGAUUAAAGAUCAACCUUUUAGUUUUUCUGCACUCAUAGUUUGGAAUUUAACAUUUUUUCCCAAAGUUUGAAUUUGUUUUUGAUUCAUAGUGUGGUUUCUGCAGAAUAUUGGCACGUAUUUCUUCAUUACAAUCAUAGAACUGACUGGUCACUACUUAAUUAAUGACCACAAUUUGUUUCAUUAUUUGUUUUGCAGAGUUUACGUUGGACGGCGCGUGGUUCAAGUGGAUCUAUGA
Messenger RNA from Porites lobata, 4275 nucleotides. The record is from the annotation of a GenBank genome assembly. Lineage: Eukaryota; Metazoa; Cnidaria; Anthozoa; Scleractinia; Poritidae.